Ctenopharyngodon idella (grass carp) is the source of this 5390-nucleotide messenger RNA. RefSeq names its product transmembrane protein 25. Gene Ontology annotation, biological process: negative regulation of excitatory postsynaptic potential. The transcript is spliced from 15 exons. The record is from RefSeq and is a predicted model, not a curated record. NCBI's taxonomy places the organism in Eukaryota, Metazoa, Chordata, Actinopteri, Cypriniformes, Xenocyprididae. Bases 2387 to 3514 code for a protein of 375 amino acids.
GAAAGAGAGCGUUUACACUAAUGCCAGCUGUAGCCCUUUUACAGCAUGUGCUUGUGUUAUGAACAGAUGUCUGACUUGUGUCAAGCUGCUUUUGAAGUCAUUAAUAACUGAUGAACAUUGACUCUGUUAUUGAACUGAAUUGAGCUGAAUAAUGACACUAUUGUCUUCUGUAGAGCUGCUUUUGAAUUUGUUUCAUAAUUGAUGACUCUUACAACAUUAACUGUUAUUUUCCUGUUUAUUACUGUGAAGCUGCUUUGAAACGAUCUGUAUUGUAUAAAGCACUACAGGAACAAGUCAAUGUUAGCACUGAUAUACCUGCAUAUGUUUCAGAAGCAUCUGCUGAUGAAUAAAUGCCAGGAAGAAGUUAUGUUACAGUUAUCAACCUUCAUCUGAGGACUCAUUCUGAAGUUUAGGAGAUAAAACUGCUUGUUUUGAUGCAGUUUUUAUUGAAUCGGUCACGACUGAUGCGAUCGGUGUUUGGUGAGACUCUACCUGUGUGAGUCCACCGAGCAAGGACACUUGUGUGUCUUUUUACUUUUCUGCUACUUUCCUGUUGUCUCUCAAUAGCCGUGUUUCCACCGCAGGAACUUUCCUCAGGAACUAGGGACUUUGGGGUGGUAUUUGGUGUCUUUCGACCGCAGGAACCAGGGUCUAAAUGAAGUUUUAGGUAAAAAUUCCUCCCCAGAAAGUCCCUGCUCGUGAGGUAUUUCCUUUUCAAAGAUCAGGAACUUUUGGGGGUGGGACUUGGGUGCUGAACAUGCUGAUUGGUUGAGUUCAUGCAGCAUUUUAUUUCAACCACCAUUUUUAAAAGUCUGUGGUGCGUGCAAGAAGAGUUGUUUGCUAUUCGAAUCAACAAUGGAGUUUAAAAAAUACGAACAAUGGACCGACGACCAGUUUCAUCCAGACGAAACCUUGUAGAAAGUUAAAGACCUGUCUCUCUCCUCCUAUUCAUAGCGAACUAGGUGUCAUCCUUUCACAGAACAACCAGCUGGACGAUAAUCAAUCAGGUUUAAAAGCAGCCACUCAACCGAGACUACCUUUCUGUCAGUCGCUGAAGCCCUACGGAUUUCGAAAGUUGAUCCCAAAUCUUCAGUUCUCAUUCUGCUAGAUUACCUGCCACCUUCGACGCUGUUAACCAUCAGAUCCAUGGCUGGAACAACACUUUGCUGGUUUGAAUCUUACCUCACAGCUCCGAAACACAUCAUCUGGUCCCCGGGGUACCCCAGGGUUCAGUACUUGGACCUCUCCUCUUCUCCAUAAACACUACAUCACUGGGACCUAUUAUACAGGCACAUGGUUUCUCCUACCAUUGCUAUGCUGAUGACACUCAUCUCUACUUUUUAUUUCAAACAGACGAUCCCACAGUAGCUGCAGACCGCCUGGCGGAAAUUUCGCAAUGGAUGGAAGAACAUCACCUACAGCUCAGCCUAGUGAAGACGGAGCUUCUUGUCUUCCCAGGCACAACUUUACCAUCCAGCUCAGUUCGAGGGUAAUCUUUGAUGAACAGCUGACUUUCAAGGACCACAUUGCAAGGAUGGCAUGAUCAUGCAGGUUUGCACUGCACAACAUCAGGAAGAUCGGGCCCUUCCUAACGGAGCAUGCUGCACAACUUCUCAUCCAGGCCCUUGUUAUUUCUAGACUGGACUAUUGCAAUGCUCUUCUGGCUGGACUUCCAGCAUAUGCAAUCAAACCUCUUCAACAGAGAGGCACAAAAUCACUUUCCAGAACCUUCUCAUUCACUGUUCCUCACUGGUGGAAUGAUCUUCCCAAACCUAUCCGAACAGAAUCCCUGAAAUAUUCAAGAAACAGCCGAAAAGUCAUCUCUUCUGCAAGCACUUACUCUGUUCUCCUUCUCUGCUUUCACUGUUUCUCAAUCCCUCCCUGUUCUAGCUUGUUCUAUUGAAACUUCUAUCAGUUCUUGUGUUUAUUGCCUGUUUAAGAAGAAUCGGCUGCUGUAUCCCUCAUCUGUAUGUCGGUUUGGACUUACAGAUGAGGAAAUGCUGUCUGGAUGCUGUUCUUCAUCAUCAUGAGUUCUGUGUGCAGCUGCUCGUGUCUGAAUGUGAACCUGCACUGCAGAGGCUGAGCAGACCUGACUAGUCGAGCUCAGAUCUGACGAGGUUUAUCCUGCGUUUGGAUAGAGGAGGUUCAAUAAACACACACACACACACACACACACACACAGUCAGUGAACACUCGUCUGCUGCCUCCUGCUCUCAGUGUUUUAUAUCAGUAAUGAAUCACAGCCCCCCCCCCAUACGUGCUGCGUCAGUGUGUGUGACGCUCCUGUGUGAGUGUGUGUGUGUGUGUGUGUGUGUGUGUGUGUUUGCAUUCUGAAUGGAUCCUCAGCCGGCUGGAAUCAGCAGCGUCUCUGUGCACAGAGGUGACUAUGAGGACACGUCUCUCUGCUUUAUUCUUCCACACCAUGAUCUGGGCCAGCACAGCAGCAUUUGACCCCGCCCCCAAAAUUGACGGACAGCAGACCUCGUCAGUCACCAUACAGGAGAACAUCACUCACCUGUUCAGCUGCCAAUCAGAGGGCUGGAAUCCUCAAGCCCCGCCCCUGCUGACCUGGUACCUGAACGGGGAGAGGCAGAGCGAGGUGACGGGCAGCCGGGGGGCGGGGCGUCUGGUUAUGACAUCACCAGGGGAUUCCGGAGUGCUUAAAUACGGAUCCGAGCGCAACAGCACGUUCACACUCAAACCCAAGCGCUGGGACCGAGAGCUGGUGUGUGCGGCGCGAAACCCUGCGGGAGGAGAGAGUUACAACGCCACCGUCACGCUCAACGUCCAGUUCCAGCCGGAGAUCCUGCGUGUGGACGCCCACUACAGCGAGACCUCUGACCCCGGCCUCUCCCUGAUCCUCUUCGCUUUGGUUCGGUCCAACCCCCCCGCCACCAUCACCUGGGUGGAUCGGUCCGGUCAGCUGCUGGCCAACAGCUCCGACUUCCUCAUCCUGGACUCACGGAGCUUCCCGUGGCUGGCCAAUCACAGCCUACAGGUCACUCUGAGCAGCCUAUCAGGAAACAUCUCUGUGAACGCCAACAACAGCCUCGGCUCCGCCCACAGCAACCUCACGCUCACAGAGUUCCUGCAGUCGCGGGUGGAGGUGCCGAUGUUUGGGAUAGUGACGGGUGGUGUCGCCGGCUUCAUCACCCUCCUCAUCUUCACCCUGAUGGUGUUCUUCCUCCUACAGAAGGACAAAAGCAAAGCCGUCGAAGAGCCCGUCGCUGUUCAUCUGUCCUCCAAACGUCAUGACAUGGUGAAGGUCCAGGUGAACGGCGUGUAUCUGCCCAGAGAGAACAUGUCUUUACCGUCACACGUGCAGCUGAACGACGACCGGACGCUCUGUAAGGGGCAGCAGAUCUCCAGACCGAACACACUGGAGAGGAGACGCACGGACGAGGAAGAGGAGGAUCUGUCUGCGGCCUACGCUGCUCGAGGUUUCGCUCGCUAUCCGAUGGUGGGCUACAUCUAUAAAGUGAGCAGCACCAGCAGCGACGAGAUCUGGCUCUGAACAUCUGCACACACUGACCUCUGACCUCUGACCUCACGCCUGAUCCACCUGACGCCUGUAAGGUCAACAUGGCAGCGGGCAGAACGUGAUCCGGUUUCGUCGUUCUUAUAAAUCAAAUGUCAGGUGACAGGCAGACUGCUUUGUCUUGAUGAAGAACUACACUACCCAUAAUCCACUGUUCAGAGAAUCCACUGUUACUAUGGAAACGGGGACUUUUCCCCCCCAGACUAGCUAGGGAUCAGUAACUAACAUUAGUUAAUUGUAUUGCUGCUCUUACAAUCAGAGGAAAUACUUGAAAAAGACCAAAACAGUGAGAGUGAUUCAUGGGAUCUGUAGUUCAUUCUCUCCCUCAGAAGCACCUGUACAUUAAUGGACUCCACACUGUACUGACUGUAAAUAUGUGCUUUCAUCAGUAUUUACCCAGAGUUCUUUGCUGCUAUACGGAAUGCUACAUCAUAUUUGUGUAAUAUGAAUGAAUGUUCACUAAAUCUGCAGAUAUUGUGAAAUACUUAUAAAUGAAUAGAAGUUUAAAGAGUAUUCUUGCUAAGGCAUUGAAAUCAUGUGUAUAUAAAUAUUUGUAAAGCUCAUUAUGAAGAGAUCCAGCAGGAGGCGCUGUAGUUUAACUCUAGCCGUACCUGAGAUUAACUGGUGCUGCUUUAUUAUUGUUACUAUUCGAGUGUGAUUCUCUCUCUCUUGCUUGUGAAAGUUGCUGUAUCAGUUAUAUGAUGAAAAUACCUCAAUAAAGUGUCUGGAGAAACAACACAUCACACACGAUCAGUGCAAUAAUGUGUGUGAGUUUGUGUGUGUUUUGAAGGGUGUUCGCAGGUGUUUGUGGUCUUCAGUUUACGGCACCGGAAGUCAAUGUGGAUCGAUCUUUCAUCUGCAGUUUGUGCUCUUUAUUGAUGUCAGACUGUGUGUAAGAGCACGAAAACAACUAUAAAACACACAGAGACGCGCGAGCGAUCGUUCACAACACUGAUUUAACGGCUGUCACGUGCUUUUUUCUCGACUGAAAACGUUCAUCUGGAUAAAGUUCAGGUCCAGAUCGUGUCGUGUGUUCUGACUUCCGGUUCAUCGCAGUCUUUCACACCGUCAGCGUCUGAACCACACGAUCUGAGGGAAGAGAUCAAAGUGAAGGAGUAAUAAUCAUCAUAAAACAUCACCGAGAGACAUGGAAAGACGCUUGUUCUGGUUGUUCUGCCUGCUGACAGCUCUGAGAUCAGUGGAAUUAGCAGAUGGAGCGGAUCCAGAAAUCACUAUUUCUAAUAUGUAUCCGGAAUGUCCCAAUGGUGACUUACAUCCUGAGAAGAAGUCACUGAUGGAGGAUGCAGAUAUGAUCUACACAUGUGUAGGGAACAACACUGUAGGGUGUCUUGAGAGUGAUCCUGAGAAUGAUCUCUGUCCCAGACAAAAACUCCGCGUCAAAGUCCUGAGCAGUGAUGGUCUGAUCCAGCUGAACACGCCGGCGCUGCUCACGGUUCUGUUCAGUGAUGUCAUCGUCACGGGUAUGAUCGGAUGGGCCAUUUACAGCAUCUGCGCUCAACCCAGAACCAGGAGCAGCUACCAGGGCAACAAAGCCUCUGACCGGCAGAAUCUGAUCACUAAUAAUUCUGCAGGAGAUAUGUAUCAGCCGCUGAACGCGCGCUCAAGCGAGUACAGCACUCUUCACGGGGCGCGCAAGCCGAAGAACUCCAAACAGCCCCUGUCACCCUGAGAUUAUUAGAAGAAAUCUGUGUUUCAUCAAAUACAGCUGUGUUGCUCUUUAAAACGCUUUCAUUAACGCUCUGAUCUCUUUAUUUCAUUUAGCGUUCCUGUAAAUGUAGAUGCUUCAAAUAAACGCUUUCGCUCGAGUCAAUAAAAUCUGUCUUUACUAUCA